Molecule: messenger RNA, 833 nt
Organism: Lampris incognitus (smalleye Pacific opah)
Lineage: Eukaryota; Metazoa; Chordata; Actinopteri; Lampriformes; Lampridae
Product: tetratricopeptide repeat protein 9A
Exons: 3
Coding region: 13-765 (250 amino acids)
Molecular function (GO): protein binding
Source: RefSeq, a predicted model, not a curated record
AGCGAGACCAGCAUGAGUGUAAACCAGACUGGGCGCGAUGGCAUCGCCAGAGUGGACGGCGGCGACGCCGGCAGCCGGACGGAGAACGGCGCCGGUUGCCCCAGACCCGCACACUGCGCCCAGCCGGCCAGCGGCGGCCGGACCAGGGACGCCCGGUACCAGCAGCAGCAGCAGCAGCAGCAGCAGAGGAGAGACCACGGAGGGUCCCUGCUCAAGCAGCCUUCACACUCCGAGCCGGCCGACGCCGUGAGACGGGCGCUGGACUUCAAGACCCAGGGCACCCAGUGCUACAAGGACAAGAAGUACAGGGAGGCCAUCGGCAAGUACCACCGCGCGCUGCUGGAGAUGAAGGGCUUGUGCAGGGUGCUGGGGGACCCGGACACCAGCUCCAAGUCCCCCUCCGCCCUCUUGCCGACCAUCAGCAAGUCCGCGUCGCUGACUGAGGAGCAGAAGGGCGCGAUGGAGAACGCGGAGCUGGAGUGUUACAACAGCUUGGCGGCCUGCCUGCUGCAAAUGGAGCUGGUGAACUACGAGCGUGUGAAGGAGUACUGUCUGAAAGUGCUGCGCAAAGAGGGGGAGAACUUCAAGGCCCUUUACCGCUCGGGCGUAGCGUACUACCACCUGGGGGACUUCCAGAAGGCCCUCUACUACCUGAAGGAGUCUCACAAACAGGAGCCUUCAGACACCAAUGUGAUCCGCUACAUCCAGCUGACCGAGAUGAAGAUUCGCCGCAAUGCCCAGAAGGAGAAGAAAGAGGCAACUUAAAGGCUUUCCCGCUCCACGACUUCGCAACCUUCAUAAAUCUCACCCCUGCUGUUUGUUUUCCACUCAGA